UUUGUAAGUACUGCACAAUUAUCUUUUACUGCGUUGAACCCCUGCUUCUUUGUAUCCCGCCAGUGCUCGGUCCGAACCCAACGGACCAACCAACAAAUACAGUCCACUCGCUGGCUACAUUUUUGGUCCUUUGUCGAGCCGGAUUGGGUUAUAAUACGAAGAUGCCAACUACAAGAUCGGGUUCGACGCAGUUUAAGACUGCAGGAAAUAGUUCGUCGUCGGACUGGAGUAUGCACACUCCGAGCGAUACUGCAAGCUCCGCCGCUACGAGUAUCGCAAGUAGGUCGACGCUCACGAAGAGGACGCCGACAACAAGUCCGAAAGGAAGCCGGGCCCCCGUACCCCAGUCCAAGGACGCCGCCAGGAGGGAAUCAACGUCAGCAGAGGCGGUGCGCCCCGCCCCCCUGACACACGCCGCCGCGAAAGAAGUUGAAGACUCAAACCCCGAACGUCAAGAAGGCAGUCAUACCACGCUACAGAAUCCAAAUCGAAGCGUUGGAAUCAGGACGUCGUCGAGAGAAGGGACUCUGCAGCAGCCUGAUCCUGGGAACCCGGCCCGGGACAGGGACACAAUGUCUGCUCGCUCUUCGCAUAGGAAGAGAGCAGAAGCGCAAGCAAGAUUGACUGUGGCGUUACGGGAGCAAGAAAUGGCGGAAGCACGACUAAGGGUGGCGCAAGCACAACUAGAGCUUGUCGCCGCUGAGUCGGAAGAUGAAGAUGGAGCUGGUGAAGAAAUAUACGAGCGAACUCAUGAAGUGGAACAGUGGUUCAUCCAAACCAGCGCCGAGUCAAGCAAGGAACAGAGGCCGGUCGAGUCACAAGAUAAGAAGAGCGACAUUCAGAAGCUGGCAGAAGCAAUAGGCAAGCUGUCAGGGAAUUCGCGUGACGUCAUCGCGCCGAAGUACAUCGAACUUCCUUACUUCAAUGGAGCCUGUGAAGAAUGGUUGGCGUUCAGAAGGACGUAUGAAGAUACGGCUGCCUCCUUCAGCGCCGCACAGAACCUGGCUCGCCUCAGAAGAGCCGUUCAGGGGAAAGCGAAAGAAGCAGUUCAGAGUUUACUGUUUACCGCUGAGAAGCCACAUGAAGUAAUCAAGGGAUUGGAAUCAAGAUUUGGAAGACCUGGUGCACUGGCUUUAGCUGAGUUGGAAAAACUGAAGAACUUGUCGAAAGUGAGCGAAAGUCCUGGCGAGAUCUGCGUGUUUGCAAGUCGAGUCAAGAACGCCAUCGAAACAAUCAAGGCAUUGAAGAAACCUCAGUACCUCAGCUCGCCUGAAACAUUGAAGGCUAUUGUAGACAAGAUGCCACCUACCAUGAAGUUUCGUUGGUUCGCAUAUCAUAGGGGUCGGAGAGAUGAAGACAUCCAGGAACUUAUACUCAUUGAAGAAUUCCUGGAUAUUGAAGCCGACAUGUGUGGGGACUUUGCCCCGCCUGAAGUUCCAUCUGAUAAGAAGAGUUCAAGAAGACCUGUACACACUGUACAAGAAGAGUCUCAAGAUAAGAAGUUUAAGAAGUCGUGUCCCGUUUGUGAAGAGGAACAUUUUGCAACAGAGUGCAAGAAGUUCAAAGAAGCGUCGAUUGAUAAGAAAUGGGACAUCAUCAAGAAAGCGAAGAUUUGUUUCAAGUGUCUUCGCUUCAAGCACUUAAGAAGCAACUGUAAAGCGCCUGUCUGCAGGAAGUGUCGAAGAUGGCAUCACACUAUCUUACACUCGGACAAGCCAGAAGUACAGAAGUCAAGCAAUAAGGAAGGCGCAUCAGAAGAGAAAGUCGCCUCAGUCCACAACAAUAAGGAUGAAGACAGAGCAUAUUUGAAGAUUGUUCCGGUGCAACUCUACGGGCCCAAGGGACAAGUUCGUGUGCUCGCGUUGUUGGACGAAGGGUCGACCGUCACUCUCUUAGACGCGUCGAUAGCCGAGAAGAUUGGAGCUGCGGGAAGCCGCGAAGCACUCACAAUCGAAACCGUCGGCGGGAAGGUCAUAAGGAAAGAUAGCUCACAGAAGAUAAACUUGAAGAUUAAGGGGGUUCACAGAAGGGAUAAGAAGACUAUCACUGUUAGAACCAUCGACGAUCUGAAGCUAUCUGAACAAAGGGUCAACAGGAGCACUGUAAAGAAUUGCCUACACUUGAAGACAAUUAAAAGGCAGUUGCUCUACGAUGCAGAGCGACCGAAGUUGUUGAUUGGGCAAGAUAAUUGGGGACUCAUAGUCACAAGAAGACUGAAGAAGGGCAAGCCAACUGAACCCGUAGCCUCACUCACACACUUAGGGUGGGUGCUACAUGGGUGUGAAACCGGAUCGAACGCCGUAGUCAACUUCACGCACUACGGCAGGGCAACGUCAGAAGGUGAAGACAUUGAAGAAGUCGUCCGGGAACAUUUUCAGUUAGAGUCUCUGGGGAUUCAAAAUCGACUGCCAUCAAACGACAGCGAUAGAAGAGCAUUGGAAACCUUAGAGAAAACAACGAAGCGACUACCAAGCGGUCAAUUUGAAGCAGGCCUCUUGUGGAAGAAGGAAGGCGAGACCCUACCCAAUAACUACAAUCAAGCGUUUCGUCGCCUGGUCAACAUAGAAAAGAAGCUGGAUCGUGAAGAAGAUGUCAAGGAAUAUUAUGAGAAGCAGAUCCAGACUUUAAUAGAAAAUGGUUACGCAGAGAAGGCCCCCGUAAGAACCACUAAGGGGAAAACAUUCUACUUACCUCACUUCGCCGUCGUACACCCGGUCAAGAGGAAGCCAAGAAUUGUUUUCGACGCAGCAGCCAAGUAUGAAGGAAGAAGCCUCAACGACGCAUUGCUAGCAGGACCUGACUUGCUGCAGUCGCUAUUUGGGGUGCUACUGCGCUUUAGAGAAGGCCCAGUAGCAGUCAUGGCUGACAUACAAGACAUGUUUCUUCGUGUCAAAGUAAAGGAAGAUGACCGGGAUUGUUUAAGGUUCCUCUGGAGAGGAAGCAGAGGAACAGGCAAACCGGAAGAGUACAGGAUGUCGUCGAUAAUAUUUGGAGCAGCGUCAUCACCUGCGACAGCUAUAUACGUGAUGAAUAAGAACGCAGAAGACUUCAAGAUCACGCACCCUGAAGCUGUGAAUGCCAUAAGAAGCUAUCAUGAGAAGUUUCUACACGGUAACACAGCGACCGUGAUGAACGAGGUCCGACAGAAGUAUUGGAUUCUCGGUUUAAGGGCAACAUUGAAGGCAGUAGCACACGGCUGCCAAUGGUGCAAACUAAGGAAGAGUACACCCGCCAUACCGCCGGCGGGCGACCUGCCGAGCGAGCGGCUGCAACAUCAUCAGUUCCCGUUCGCUUGUACGGCAGUCGACUAUUUCGGGCCGAUGCAAGUAACGAUCGGCAGGAGAGUCGAGAAGCGGUGGGUGGCAUUGUUCACCUGCCUCACCACCAGGGCUGUUCACCUGGAGUUGGCGCCAUCUCUCAGUGCCAGCUCCAUGAUUAUGGCCCUGCGACGGAUGGCGGCAAGAAGAGGGACUCCAAGAACGUUGUUCAGCGACAACGGCACGAACUUCGUCGGGGCGAACAAAGAAUUGGAGGCGGCCGCACUUAAAAAGGGAAUCAAGUGGAAGUUUAUUCCCCCGGGCAGCCCAAACAUGGGAGGCGCCUGGGAGAGGCUCGUGCGCACCGUGAAGACGGCGUUGGCGGUGGUGCUCAACGAAAGGAGCCCACCAGAAGAGGUGCUCCACACGCUGAUGACUGAGGUCGAACACAUCGUGAACUCAAGACCUCUCACCCCAGUCAGCAUGGACCCCAACGAUGCAGAAAGUUUGACCCCAAAUCACUUCCUGCUGGGGAGAUCGUGCGGAGCAAUGGCGCCGGGAGAGUUCAAGGACACCGAGCUGGUCGGCAAAGCAACCUGGAGAACAGCGCAAAGGCUCGCCGACCACUUUUGGAGACGGUGGGUGAAAGAGUACCUGCCGCUCCUCAUGCCGCGGAAAAUCGACGGGCGAACAACCGUCGACCCCAAAGAAGGCGACGUCGUAUUGAUAGUCGACGCCGCGCUACCCCGCAACUCGUGGCCUCGAGGUGAAGUUAUCAAAGUCUACCCCGGGCCAGAUGGAAGAACGAGAGUACUGGACGUGCGGACAUCAGGAGGAGUGCUGCGCCGGCCAACCAGAAGGGUCGUCGUGCUCGUGCCUGCAGCAGCAUCGUCGCAUCCAGAGGACGGCGUGCUACGCACCGCGGGGGAGAAUGUUAGCGACGAUGACAACUACGUACACCUAAAUUAAGUAUGUUAUAGUUUUUGUUUGAUUAACGUUUCAAGUUUC
This is a messenger RNA of Trichoplusia ni (cabbage looper), 4265 nucleotides long. RefSeq lists its product as uncharacterized. The transcript has a single exon. Bases 162 to 4226 code for a protein of 1354 amino acids. Gene Ontology annotation, biological process: DNA integration. NCBI's taxonomy places the organism in Eukaryota, Metazoa, Arthropoda, Insecta, Lepidoptera, Noctuidae. Gene Ontology annotation, molecular function: nucleic acid binding. The record is from RefSeq and is a predicted model, not a curated record.